Molecule: messenger RNA, 1254 nt
Organism: Mixia osmundae IAM 14324
Lineage: Eukaryota; Fungi; Basidiomycota; Mixiomycetes; Mixiales; Mixiaceae
Exons: 2
Coding region: 1-1254 (417 amino acids)
Source: RefSeq, a predicted model, not a curated record
AUGCAUCGCCGCUUGCGCUUGCACGACAGCGCGCUCAGUCCGAGCGAGUAUGACGCCUACUCUGCCCUGUUGGAGGAGAUUGACCUCAGGGAGUGCACAUGCGAGGAUAUGACGGAGCUCAUCGGCCAGCGCUUCCGCAUCAAUGCAGACCGACUCUCCGAGGUGAUGGAACUGGUCGACGUUCAGGCGAGCGAGCGUGCGCAGGUGACCAACGGACUCCUUCUGGCUACUCUGCGCUUGCUAGCUCACGCGCCGACGUGCGAUGUCCUCACAAAGGAUCACACGUUCAUACAGAGCAAGCCCCUCGUCCGGCGACCAAAGAACCCAUUCCACAGACAAUCCACCCCCACUCUGCCCAAAGCCUCACUCGUUCCCUCACCUGCAGAUGCACGUAGCCAGCAGCGCAAAUCCAUAGACAGCAACCCCUUCAAGCGACAGCCUCCCCCGCUGCCCAAGAGGACCGUCAGCCAUUCCGUUUCGAGCGGUUCACAGGCCGUAGACGAAUCGAGCAGGCGGACUUCCAUCGACAUCAUCUCUUCCAGCCCGGUCAGUCGACAAUUCAGCAGAGCCGAAUCCUCGCACAGUCAUAGCUCGCUCGCGACUUCCACUUCCAGCGUUUCCUCCAGCAGCAGCAGCAGCAGCAGCAGCAGCGACGACGCAGGCGACCGAGACGAUUUCCCAAGCUCGAGACUGACUGAAUCGAGCCAUAUCGCGCCUACUGCCAGUCUGAGGAAGAAUCCACCGCCACCCGUCCGGCUGCCCCGUGCUCAAUCGAUGGCCUACUCGCGCAAUGGUUCAGAUCGCAAACAGGAGACAGACACUCAUUCGGCAUCAUCUGAUCCCAUCCCAAGAAGACCGCCACCCCCGCCUACACCUGCACUGGCUAAACCGACAAAGACUCUGCCAGGUCUAGCGCGAUCUCGUACCGUCACUGCUCGUCCAGAUCCGAACUCUCAUUCCAGCACACUCCGUCGCGAGUCAAUGUCCGGUUCGGUCAACUCGCUUCGACAGAAUUCCGAUAGUUUCAGACGCAGGAUCGCAUCGGAAUCGACAAGAGGCGUAGAAGUGCUCAGCAAGGAGUUCGGCAGAUUGGAAGAGCGAUUCGGGAAGACCAAACCGACUUAUCUUGCUCAGUCGAGAGAAGAGAAACGAGGUCUGGUGGCCAGGUCGCCUUCACCGCCUUCUACACUUGCUGCCAGACACACCUUUGAGCCCGAGGGAGAGGACGAAGUCGGCUGGACGCGAUUAGGCUGA